AUGACGGAUCUGAGAGGACCGCCGCCCGGCAAGGCGAUCUCCACCUCAAGCGGCUUCGUGCAGUGCAGCACGCACAAUGUCCGGCGCAAGGCCGAAUGCUGCGAGAUGAAGGCGGUGCUGAACGCUGAUAUGGAGGUGAUUGAGUACAUAUGCGUCUGCAGGCACCCCUUCACGUGCAAGUCGGCUAGUGAGCGGCAGAGCAAUGGCCUAGGAGCCGCUUCUGGCGCUCGCAGAGACGCUCCGGAUGGGGAGAGCAGCGGCGCUGCGCCGCUCGUCAUAGACGCCAGCAGCACGAGGAUGAAGGCUCACUCCCAGGACCACCACCAUGGUGGGCAGCGCAGUGCUGCCGAGGCAGCAGAUGGGGAGACCGGCGUUAGCACUCUCUUCGCCGUGUCUUUUUACGAUGCCUCGCGCAGCACAUCAGGCCCGAGCGCCGCUGCCGCCGCUGCCUCGCCAAAACUGUCCGCUAAAGACGGGGAAGACAAGGGUGACGUGAACGGCGAAGGCACGAAGGCUAAUGCAACGACGAUUAGCGACAGCGACACCGAUGACGUGGACUCCCUCGACAACUUACCUUCGUUCACUGCCGGCGCUGCCCCAGCCACCGCUGCCGUCGCAUCGCUCCCUGCCGCUCCACGAGAACGCCCGCGCUACUACGACUCCGUGCAGAACGCCGGCACCGGGGGCCACGCACCGCCGGCUAAGGUGUGCUGGGGCUGCGGCAUGUCAGGACACGAGAAGCCCGCUUGCCCCAACGCGCUGUGCCGCACCUGCCACCAGAGGCGUGGGCCGUACGGGUCACCACACCGAUGCACGUCCGUGGUCACGCCGUCGCCGUUCAUCGUGUACCCGACGCCGUCCGAGUGGCGCGCGGCAACUCAGAAGACGGCGGCCGCAGCGGGGGAGCCGAACGGCAUGGCAGCCGUGCGCUGUGUGGCGUGCAACGAGUACGGCCACUUCGACUGCUCCACUGUGGUGUUGCCCUCCUCGUACGCCUUGGUUGCUUCGUCGUCCCCCGGCCCUGCCGCAGUGCCGCACACGCUCAUCCCCAGCUGCUGCUUCUGUGGCGUCCGCGGGCACACUGUCUUCGACUGCCAGCAGCGUGAGCACGUCAACCCUGACUACUUUGAGCGACGCAACCAACUCUUCGCGGAUUCCGCGCGCCGUGGCAGCGGUAUUACAGCAGCUGGUGCGUCCUCCAACAACAGCGGCGGUAACAGCGGCUACGGACACCCCUUGCAACAGCAACACCAGCAGCGGUUCUACGGCAGUCCCACCAGUGGGGCACCGUUGCCAUCCUCCUCGUUUACGCGCUACGGCAACGACCGCGGCGGUGUCGGUGGUGGCCAGCGCCGUGAGCGAGACUGGUGCGACAAUCGCGAGCAGCGCUUAGGUGGCAACCAGUACAGCAACAGCCGCCGUGAGGGCAGCGCGUACUACAACGACUCCUACGGUGGCGAACGGGAUCAUCAGCGACGGCGCUACGAGUCUCCGUCGUUCUCUCGUGCCGGCGGCGGCCCUGCCCCCUCGUCGUCGCCUCUCGUGCACGGUCGAGACCGCUUUCAAGAGGGUGGUCAGCGGCACCAUGAGGAGCGAUCUCGUGACAACUACGGUAGCCGCCACCAACGUUACUCAGAGGCUGAGCACGGCGGUGCUGGGCAACGUGGCCACGGCCAGCGGUCGCAUUACUCGCAGCAGUCGCAGCACUCCCACCAUCACGGUUCAUCGCGCCGCGGCGGCCGUCGUGGGGACAGCGGUUACUACAGCGACGACAACUUGUUUUAG
Molecule: messenger RNA, 1785 nt
Organism: Leishmania mexicana MHOM/GT/2001/U1103
Lineage: Eukaryota; Euglenozoa; Kinetoplastea; Trypanosomatida; Trypanosomatidae
Exons: 1
Coding region: 1-1785 (594 amino acids)
Molecular function (GO): nucleic acid binding; zinc ion binding
Source: RefSeq, a predicted model, not a curated record